Molecule: messenger RNA, 750 nt
Organism: Cladophialophora yegresii CBS 114405
Lineage: Eukaryota; Fungi; Ascomycota; Eurotiomycetes; Chaetothyriales; Herpotrichiellaceae
Product: rab family, other
Exons: 2
Coding region: 1-750 (249 amino acids)
Molecular function (GO): GTP binding; GTPase activity
Source: RefSeq, a predicted model, not a curated record
AUGUCGCGAGAAGUAGGGACAUCAUCGCUAACACAACCUAAACAGUCAUCUCUCGUCCUCCGCUUCGUCAACAAUGACUUUCAGGAGAACAAGGAACCCACCAUCGGCGCCGCCUUCCUAACCCAAAAGAUCUCCCUACCCAACCGCAUCAUCAAGUUCGAGAUUUGGGACACUGCAGGCCAAGAACGCUUUGCCUCCCUCGCCCCAAUGUACUACCGCAACGCUCAAGCCGCUUUGGUAGUGUACGACCUGACCAAGCCCACUUCGCUCACGAAAGCCAAGCACUGGGUCGCUGAGUUGCAGAGGCAAGCAUCGCCCGGCAUCGUUAUCGCAUUGGUGGGCAAUAAACUCGACUUAUGCGCUGAAGGUUUUAGCGGGACAGCCGACUCAGUGGACGACUCUGCCGCACCUGCGGAGGGCGAGGAUGCUGCAGGGAACAGCAGUGAAGAAGCCGAGGUCGAGCACACAGACAACAGCGAUGCACGAAAGAUUUCCACCAGAGAAGCCAAGUUGUAUGCAGAAGAGGAGAGUUUACUGUUCUUCGAGACAUCAGCAAAAACGGGUACAAAUGUUGCCGAGGUAUUCUCGGCCAUCGCAAACGCAAUCCCAGAAACAUCCUUAAAGGGUGCUCGGGGCGGUGCUGGGGGAGGUACGCAGGCAGCACUCUCCGGAGCCGCAAAUCGGGCGGAAGAAGCGAGAGUCAAUCUGAACGAGAGGGCAAAGCAGCAGAAGGACAAUUGUGCUUGUUAG